AAGAGGUGCAGGUGGUGAAAUCACUGUUCCAUGUCCUGAAACCAAUGGAAAAGUGCUGAAGAAAUUGCAAGAAAAAGUUUUGUCAGGCGAAAUCAAUGUUGGGGAGCUAAUAGUGCCAAGAAAGGUAAUUAAAUCGCAAUAGUUAUAUAAAAUUAUCAGGUUUUAGACAUUUUAAAUAACUGGAAAUUAUUUCAAAAAAUAUUAAAAUAUUAAUAUACCACUGAAAAUCAAUUCAAAUAUACUGUACCAGUAGUCAGAUUUAUGUACAGUAGUAAUAAUUAAUAAAAGGAAAUUAUAGUUUAGAGAUUGCAAUAGUUUUUGUGAUUCUUAUUCCUAAAUACUGGUAUUGAAGUAGAAGAGCUAGUACUGUAAAUGUUAAUAAAAUAGUAAAGGUUCACAGUAGAUUUAAACUGUUUGCAUUUUACCUGUGAGCUAGUUUUAAUUAAAAUCAAAUAAUCUUUCAUUCUUGUUUAGUAUGAGAAGCUAGUGCUCAAAGAGGAUGGUUCAAUCGAGAAGUCUUCCUUUUUUGUGGAAGGACGCAAAUGCCCACUGGUUGAGAUCAGGAGAAGAAAGCUACACGAGUUGGAGAAAUAUAUGCGAAUUAAUGAUAAAAAAGAUGUGGAUAGCAUGAGUGUGACAGAAGUUGAGAACGGGUUGACAAUGCUGAAUGAGAGAAAAGAGGGUGAGGAUGAAAUAGAGAUGAGAGUGCGGCUAAGGGUAAUGGUAAGAACACGGCAUCUACUAGUAUGGCAUGACCUAUCUACAGUAGCGAACCAUUCUCACCUUGUCUUUAUGGCAACCUGCUUAUAUGACCAAGCCAAAUUCUACACCAACAGUGAAUAUGAAGCCAUCACUGAGAAAAAAGUAAAUAUCCAGUCAUUAGUUGAAGCACUAAGUCUGUACAUUGUAGCAAGGUCCUCAUCCUGUGAUGAAGAUCAAUUAUGUUACAUUGAGACCAGACUUGACUGUUUAGAGGAACUCUCAGACCCCACUACUACAACCACUGGUGUACCUGUUGCAGACAAGAUAAGGUUUUCCCACGGUGACAGUCCUUCUCGUCAAUAUGAAGCUGGUCAACAGAAAGGUGGGAAUUUCUACUGUGCCAUGUGUGGUGCCAAUGCUCAUCGGGUGCAUGAACUUGAUUAUGUGUUUCGUUGCCCACAUGUAUCACUGGAGGAUCGACAACAGUUGGUGUUUAAAGGUCCACAUGGUAAAGCAAAUUCUUUGGCAAAGUCAAAUAAACCUUUCCAUGGAUUAACAAAACCCAACUUGAUCAGGGAGUUGAAUGCCAGAUCAAUCUACUGUAUGAAGGAGAAAAAAAGAAAGAAUUAGAGGAUCUCUUGAAGGAUGAGCUGCAUGGAGUUCAAAGAGUACCAGCCCUACUUUUCACCAGUCCCAAUAAAACCUUAGAGUCAAUUAACUGUGCUGGUUAUGAGAUUCUAGGUUUUGAACCCCUCCACGACAUUGGGAAGCAUAUCGAAAAUCUAUUUUGUGAGCUACCAGACCAUCUGCCAACCAAUGAAGCUUCUAAGUUGAAGGCUAUUCUUCAAUUGUGCAUUGGGGGGAAAGACACAAAGCGAACCAUUGAUUACCGCUGUGCUUUGAUUGUUGUUUCAAAUCAGCUUAGAGGCUCCGUUAAUCCAAAGGUUCAAUUGUUGCUUGACACCCUUGUUGAAAUUCAAGAAGUAGCCUACAACUCAGAAGAGCACAGAACACCACGAUCAGUUCUGAGAUCUCAUAACCUUACCUGGCGUCACGCAAUGUUGUGCAGGUCAGUUAUCGGGUUUUCCUUGAAGCAAAUGUCAACACGAAAGUUUUACGGUAACUACUUCCACAACAUUUCAGCACAUGCACCAAUCCAGAACAGACUGAUAAGCGGCCGAUCUGCAAACACCGAAGAACAGGAACGAGUAUUCAAUAGCAUCAACAACAUAACCCGAAUGACAUCUUCUAACCAUCCCGAGCACAUCAUUGGCAACGUCUUUAUCCGAGUCCAGGCUGAAAAGGAAUUGAAAGCUGAACAACCAUCAACCUCUCACACACAAGAAGCUCAUGUUUCCAAACUUGCAUCUUCUCUUCCAAAUUUUGGAAACACUGUUAUUCCUAAACAGAUGCUAGUAAGUAAUUUCAGACCUUGGCAAGCUCAUCUUGAAAGGAUCUGUGAUUUCUUAUUAGCAGGUGAAGGAAUUUGGUGGAGAACAUGCAACAAUGGUGACAUUGAGUUUUUUGAUGCGAAGGGAAAUCCUGAAGCAGUUCCUCAAGGACCGACCUUGCACCAUUUCCGCUCCAGCAACUUUAAAAAAGAGGAAGCUUACUUAAAGCACUGUUGGCAAACAUGCUUAAAGAAAAAAAUAGAAAUGCCAGUCAAAGUACUUCAGAUUGAAAAUGCCGAAGGUAACAUGGUAUUUAUGGAUACAAACCAGGAGAGGGAAGGUAUGGAAGUUGGAUGUGCAGGGAGGGCCAUCGUUGGUCAAGGUUGUACGCCAGAAAGUGAAGAUAUUGGUGUUGUUGAUGAGAGUGUGGUUGGAUGUGAUGCAGUAGUUGGUUGUGAUGCUGAGUUAGGUUGUGAUGCUGUGGUUGCAGGUGGUGAUGAUGUGGUUGGUUGUGAUGAUAUUGUAGAAACAGGUGAGCUAGAAGUGGAUGUUGAAUAUAAUGUAAGGUUAGUUGAGGUUUCUGAAGAUAAUGUUGUUUGUUUUGAGAAUGAUCAUCAGGGUGAAGCUAAUGAAACUGGUUCAAAUUCUGAAGCAAACACUAUGAAACCAAAAAAUAGGGAUAAAGGUACUUGUACCAAUAUUUGUAUUACAGUACUGUAAUUAUUGUUCUAUUAUCCACAAAUAGCCUUAAGUUAAUUAAAUAGCUAUUUCAAUUUAAUAAUCGGGUGUGAAUAUUUCUUUGCCUACUUUGAUUAAACACAUUUGGUCUUGUUUAUUUCUAGGAGACGAUAUGAAACAGACAGCACAGACAAAACAAGGACAAAAAUUAGGAUAUAUUUUAGGACUGACCGAGGAUGUGUUGCAGUUUGAUAAGGCAAGAAAAGAAUUACGGGCUUCACCCCAAAACACGGAACUCAUAAACAAAUACUUACACGUCUUACCAGUCAUGGAAACCAAGUUACUGCACGAACAGACUAACAUCAAACAACAGCUGAAGAACAUCGAGCGGCAACACGUUCAUAAGAAUGGUACACUACUGACAACGAAAACCUUGUUAAAAGAUCCAACUUCGAAACUGCUGAUGGACAAAUUGAAAUACUGUAAAGCCUUAACGGAUCAGUGGAAAGUAGAAAGAAAAUGA
Paramuricea clavata is the source of this 3294-nucleotide messenger RNA. NCBI's taxonomy places the organism in Eukaryota, Metazoa, Cnidaria, Anthozoa, Malacalcyonacea, Plexauridae. The record is from the annotation of a GenBank genome assembly.